This is a messenger RNA of Ailuropoda melanoleuca (giant panda), 1161 nucleotides long. RefSeq names its product sperm microtubule associated protein 2 like (gene SPMAP2L). NCBI's taxonomy places the organism in Eukaryota, Metazoa, Chordata, Mammalia, Carnivora, Ursidae. The coding region runs from base 68 to 1156 and encodes 362 amino acids. The transcript is spliced from 6 exons. The record is from RefSeq and is a predicted model, not a curated record.
GAGACACCCAGCGCGCCUGCGUCCCUCGAGGAUCAGCGCAGCGCGCAGCCGGAGCUUCUGGGCACCCAUGGAGGACGAAGAAUUUUCAGGCUCAUCUGCGUUUACAGAUGGGCAUGGCGCGACGGAAACAUCCGCUCCCUCCGAAGCCCUUCAGAAGCCCUUUGUCCUCAGGCUCCUCGACGUGCACAAGCUUGAGGCGCCGGAGGAACCAGAAGAGGCCGACAAGCAGACCCAGCAAGACCAAUGGAACGAGUUUGAUGAGCCCGAGGAGACACUUGAACCCCACACGUCCUAUGAGCCCCACGAACCCUAUGAGCCCUACAAGCCUUUUGACCCCCACGAGCCCUAUGAGCUCCACGAGCCCUAUGAGUCCCACGAACCCUAUGAGCCCCACAAAGCCUACGAGCCCCACGCACUCCGCAAGCCACGUAAGCUUCGCGAGCCCCGUAAACCCCAGGACCUUCAUGCUCCCCGCGAGCCCCACAAGCCCAAGGAAGCCGAGUUGCUUCCCAGAGCUGCUGCCGUGGUGAUCUCCCCUUCUCUGGUGACCAGGUUCCCACCAAGGAUUCCGCCAUCUUCCCUGAGCGAUCCUGGUCCCUGUGGCAUUGCAAGAAAAUGGCCCUACAGUGAUUACUUAACAAGAGAUUCUCUUCAAAUCUCUUAUCCUUCUGCCCGGAUAGUACAACUCUCAACAGCCAAAGCCACAAGUCCAAACUAUGUUCCUCCAAAAAGGAUUGAAACCGAGAUUUCAGUUCCUGCCCUGAAUGCUGUUGCAACUCCAAGAACUGUAGACCUUGCCCACCCAAGGAUCAAGAUAGAGGGUCUGUGCUUUGAAAGAGAACGAAGUGAACUGCCCAUCCGUCCUAUAUCCCGUGCUGCCUUGCUAUACAAACCUAGCCCUCGAAUAAUUGCUCUAGCUAAGCCCAGGCCUCUUCAUCAAGAUUAUCUACCUGUCCGUGAUGCCCACUGGCCAGUGUCUUAUGCUGCUAUCCAUUGCAAAAUAUCUCCAAGAAUUCAAGAACUAGCUAAUCCAAAUACAAGGUCUCCUGUGCAUAGUAUAUAUUACGAUCCAGAUGUCUUUAAAGUCAAGCCGGCUGCUUUGAAAACACAGUGUUCUCCAAGGAUCCACAAAUUGGCAGAACCUCUUGUGCAUUAAAUACA